Messenger RNA from Helianthus annuus (common sunflower), 2473 nucleotides. RefSeq names its product protein PSK SIMULATOR 2. Lineage: Eukaryota; Viridiplantae; Streptophyta; Magnoliopsida; Asterales; Asteraceae. Gene Ontology annotation, biological process: positive regulation of growth. Bases 334 to 2214 code for a protein of 626 amino acids. The transcript has 12 exons. The record is from RefSeq and is a predicted model, not a curated record.
AGAAAAGUUCUAGAGAGAGAGAGUAAACUGAAGAACAGUCAAACCUUUUAAAAAAGUCUUCUUAUUCUUAAUUCUUCUUCUUCUUAUUGAUAAUCGAUAUUUUGUAUUUUAGGAUCACAUUCAUUCAUCAAACUCCAAAUCUCAAAAUUCUCAAUUCCCCCAAUUUUCUUCAAAAAUAACACUCAUCAAUUAGUGCGUUACAAUCAUCACAUCUACAUCUUCAAUCCUGUUCGUCAAUUCUUAGGGUUUGUUUCUUACAUUAUCAUGUUAUCAAACAAUAACAAUAAUCAGUGAAGUAAUAUUAUUAUUGUGGAAUAAUUCGAGGCGUGUAAAAUGGGAGGGGUGUGUACCGGCGGGACGAUGAAGCGGAGCACGGUGGCGGAGUACGACGGAGACAGGGGUAGUUUAGGGUUUUCAGGGAAGUUGAAGUCAAUGACGAGUUUUGGUCAACAGAAGAAGAAAAAGAACGAUGAUUAUUAUUAUGAUGAUGAUGUUCAUGAUGAUGAUUCAGGUGUAUCAUCUUAUGGUGAUGAUGGUGGUGUUUAUGAUAGGAAGAUGACAUCAUCUUAUGGUUCUGCUGAAAUGUUUUUAACCAUUUCAAGGGAGUUGAAGCCUUCUACACCUGCUAGGGUUAGUAAGGCACCUCAUGUGAGUACAUUUCUCGGGAAAGCUGGUAACGUAGGUCUUGAAGUGUUGGAUACACUGGGCAGUAGUAUGACUAAUUUAAACGCUAACAGUGGAUUUGUAUCCAAUAUGGCUUCAAGAGGAGAUAAAGUAUCGAUUUUAGCAUUUGAAGUAGCUAAUACUAUUGUUAAAGGGUCCAAUUUGAUGCAAUCGCUUACCGAAGAAAGCAUCCAGAUCCUUAAAAAGGAGAUUUUGAUUUCAGAAGGUGUCCAGCUUUUAGUUUCUACAGAUACGAAGGAAUUGUUACGUAUUGCAGCUUCUGAUAAGAGGGAGGAACUUGAGGUAUUCUCCAGAGAGGUUGUUCGGUUUGGAAAUAUGUGCAAAGAUCCACAAUGGCAUAAUCUGGAUCGUUUCUUUAUCAGAUUGGACUCGGAUCUUGUAACAAACAAACAGCUCAGAGAGGAGGCCGAAAUUACUAUGCUCGAACUCACCAAUCUUGCUCAGUAUACAUCCGAAUUAUAUCAUGAGUAUCAUGCGUUAGAUAGAUUUGAACAAGAUUACCGACGCAAGCUUGAGGAAGUAGAAGCCUUGCAUCUUCCUCGAAAAGGAGAGAGUCUUACAAUCUUACAUAGUGACGUAAAGCAUCAAAGAAAACUCGUGAGGAACUUAAAAAGGAAAUCUCUUUGGUCUAAAAGUUUAGAAGAGGUUGUGGAGAAGCUUGUAGAUAUUGUGACCUUCAUCCAUCAAGCGAUUGCCGAGGCCUUUGAAGAGAAUGUACCAAGUUCAAUGACGAAUGAAAAGAUAGUUCAUAAAAAGCCGGAGACACUAGGUGUUGCAGGUCUUGCUUUACACUAUGCUAACUUAGUCACUCAAAUGGACAACAUUGCAGCGCGGCCCAUCUCAUUACCUCCUAAUACGAGAGACAAUUUAUAUAAUGGCUUACCAGCAAAAGUCAAGGCAGAUUUACGUUCUCGCAUACAAGCACUCGACUCUAAAGAAGCGAUGACAAUGCCUCAAAUUAAAGCAGAAAUGGAAAAAACACUUCAGUGGCUUGUUCCAGUAGCUACAGAUACUACCAAAGCACACCAAGGGUUCGGAUGGGUCGGAGAGUGGGCAAACACAGGUAACGAGUUCGGGAAAAAGACAGCAGCAGGGAGUAACAGUAUUAUUCGGCUUCAGACACUUUAUCAUGCCGAUAAACAGAAAAUGGACCGAUACAUUCUUGAUUUGAUCAUUUGGCUUCACCGUCUAAUAAGUCUAGUCAGAUUCCGAGACAAGGUUCCAAAAUACAUUCCCGCUCGACCUCCUAAUAAUGAUAACGGUCUGAUCACGGGUUCAAAUCCGUCUAGAUUGAAAGCUAAUGGUAAACUUCAACGGGUUCAAAUCUCCUUGGAAGAUAGGAAUCUUUUAGAAAUGGUUAUGAAGCGAACGAUGCUGGUUCCGGGAAUUAGCAAAAGUCAAGAGUUCAAGAGGAAGAGAUCUGCGGUUUUCGCAUCAAGUAGAAGCAUGGGAAGCUCACCGAGGAGGGAACCGGGGUAUGCGAAUGCUGAUAUAUUAGACGUUUUAGAUGGCUUAGGUACAACAUAUUAAGCGAUCGGUACAAGUUUCCAAUCAGGAACUAAGUGGGAUAUAAAAUGAUGAUAUGGUUGAAUGCAGUGGGUACAACAUUUUGAGCUGUUGGUACACAUCUGCAAGCCAUUGUUUCUGUGUGUAUAUAUCAUAUAUGAAGUGAGUGUAGUAGAUUAUUAGAGAUCAUGUUAAUAUUGUGGUUGGAGUAAUUUGUUGGAACUUAUCCUGUGAUUUUUAUUCAAACAUUAAGAAUGCUCAAUAUACAAAUACAUCAUGCAUU